Molecule: messenger RNA, 2016 nt
Organism: Penicillium lagena
Lineage: Eukaryota; Fungi; Ascomycota; Eurotiomycetes; Eurotiales; Aspergillaceae
Exons: 3
Coding region: 1-2016 (671 amino acids)
Source: RefSeq, a predicted model, not a curated record
AUGUCCGCCAUGGACUGUGGUCCCGGAAACCUACAUUUCAAUACAUACUUCCCGCCUCCCCGUCUGCAGGCUCAUAUCAAGAACCAAGACUCCAGUUCGUCAUCGGCGAGCCACGAUGUGAUGUCCUCCGGGGAGCGGAUCCCAUCUCCACGCCGAUGGUCUCCAACGUUUCAGCCGCGGAGGAGGAGUAGGCAGUACCCGAACUCUCUGUCUUUCAUUCCUUCGCCGGCGUUGCCCCAGUCCGAAACCCAUGAGCAGGCGCCAUCACUCCGACGACGUCUAGCCACUCGAGCACCGCUAACCAUCUCGCCAUUUCGAUCAGUACGAAAGAUGAAGGAACCUUUCCAGUUGAUGCUACCGUCGUCGCCAGUAUCAUUGGAGAGUGCACCUACUUUCGGGGACAAAUCAUUGGAAUCAGGGGAUCCGGUGGCUGGUCUCACAUUGCGAACCUGGCGUUCUGACCAGAAUUUGACCUCUGCUAGUUUGGAGGCAUUUGGUCUGCUCCCCAGUCCGCCGAUUUCAGACUCUCGCCCUGCUAGCGUGGGGGCUGAGGAAUCAUAUUUUGACAGCAAGCCCGAGUCUGAUACCAACACCGAAGUUGAAACCGUGGAUGAUGAUGCAACGCCGGGGGUUGAGGAAUCUACCAAAAAUAUCAAUUUGGACGAAAAGGUCACAUACAAGGCCUACCGUCCUCCAGGGUGGGAAGACACCGAGCAGGAUCAGCGGAGGACAGACGUGAAGAAUGUUCAUGAAGCACAUUCGCAUUUUGUUCGUCAUUGUGAAUCGAUUGAUGAAUCUGGCCCCGAUAUUAUUGAAGAUGAGACGGGUUUAGCUGCUGCGUCUCCAGAGCCGAAGAAGACUGAGCCAGUCUCUAUACUGGGCAGUUCACCCAGAGUUCAUCGGCCGAGAACGGCCACGAUGUCGAGUGAAGCUAGCUGGGUACCCAGCAAUUUCUCCUACUGUGAGCGCUGGCUGCAGUGCGUGCCACACGAUAUGUUGGAUGAUCAAGAUGAGCAUCCACCUGAAUUCAAUCGACGCAAGUUCCGGAUUGUCGAGAACGAUCCUCCAAUGCCCAAGCUGGACAUCAUUCCCGGUGCCAAAGUUCUGGAUGAACCAGUGAGGUUCGCAGUCGCCAGCAAACCAAAGUUGGUUGACAUUGCUCGACAAUCUCCAAUACCCCCACCAUUACCACCACUAUCUUUACUACCGACAAAUUCCGUACCUGCCACUCCACAUCAACGCCAAGUGGAAGUAUCUGCCUUUAGCCCCGACACCCCACUGGACAUGUCCGACAGUGGAUAUGGCACUCGUGAUUCCGGCUACUCUGCCGAUAGUUUCCAUGAAGACAGCAAAGACGAUGAAUACACAGACCCAGGCUCCUUGACAUCAGACAGUGUCACGUCCACCGUGGUGAACGACAGGCCUGAAUCCGCGCAGGGAGAGCGCAACAUUUCCCCCAGCCCGAGAUACGCUCCGUCAUCCGAACUGUCAGAGAAGGAAGAAAGAGAGAACCUAUGGAAUCACGAGUGGACACUGGACCAGCUGGACCAUUCCGUGAAAGACUUCCCACGCCAUAUGCUCCGGUUGACAUCACCGGUCAUCAUUCAUAUCCGCAAGAAUGAAGAGAAAGCACUCAUUCGACCCUUCCGCACCAUCUUCCCCGAAGUCGCAGAGAAUCUACUAGACUGUCUCUGUGCCGCUCUCAUCGCUCGCAACUACCUGGUCACUCUCUCCUCUAUCCACAGACGCAAACCAUCUCUCUCCCAACGCAGCGGCACUUAUGCCAUUGACUCUGUGCCCACCAAGGCAUACUCCACGCUAGGAAUUCAACUCCCAUCGGGUUCGCCUGGCCGGAUCAAAGACCGUGUCCUCGGCUCUCGCAGCAUAGAACUGCGCCGAGAGCUGGAAAAGAUCGUCGACAAUCUACUAUUUGCUAUCUGUGGACGGUCGGAUGCCAUACUGAAAUCGGCCGUCGAAGUUCUAGCACAGGUCCUUGAAACCACCGCCCUGGAUUGA